UUUUAAUUUUUAAACACAUUGUAAUACGCACGUGUGUUGUGAAGAAAAUAGUGUUAUAAAAUUAGAAAAUUAUCUGGGCAUUUCCAUUUUCAAACUCGAAACUAAACUCUGAUUUUUUUGGGUAUUGAUAAUAUGAUAUAAGACUACAUAAAGCAUGCCUGAUAUGAAAUAUAUUUUAGUUACUGGAGGUGUUAUUAGUGGCGUGGGAAAAGGUGUCAUAGCCAGUUCUUUUGGCACAAUUUUAAAGAGUUGUGGUAUAAAUGUAACAUCAAUAAAGAUCGACCCAUAUAUCAACAUUGACGCUGGUACAUUUUCCCCGUAUGAACAUGGCGAAGUUUACGUUCUUGAUGACGGUGGUGAAGUUGACCUUGAUCUUGGGAAUUAUGAACGAUUCUUGGAUAUAACAUUACAUCGCGACAAUAAUAUAACAACAGGUAAAAUUUACCAGCAAGUAAUUGAACGUGAACGUCGAGGUGACUAUCUCGGGAAAACUGUGCAAGUCAUCCCUCACAUCACUGAUGCUGUACAGAAAUGGGUUGAAGAAGUAGCUCGAAUACCAGUUACACCAGAUAACACUCCACCAAGAGUAUGUAUAGUGGAAUUGGGUGGAACUGUCGGAGAUAUAGAAGGAAUGUCCUUUGUGGAGGCCUUCAGGCAGUUCCAGUUCAGAGUGAAGAGAGAAAACUUUUGCUGUGCUCAUGUAUCCCUAGUACCAAUGCCGAAAGCAACAGGGGAACCAAAAACAAAACCUACCCAGUCAUCAGUAAGAGAAUUACGUGGCCUGGGCUUAUCACCAGACUUAAUUCUCUGUCGUUCAGAGAAGCCAAUAAAUCACAAUAUUAAAGAGAAGAUUUCUAACUUCUGUCAUGUCGCACCAGAACAGGUUAUAUGUGUCCAUGACUUGACCUCUGUUUAUCAUGUUCCAUUAUUAAUGGAGGCUCAAGGUGUUGUACAAUAUUUGAAUGAGAGACUUCAAUUGAAUAUAUCUAUGCCUCGUCCAGGAAGUUUUAUGAAAAAAUGGCGCAACCUUGCAAAACGCGUUGAAAAUCUUAGAAGAGAAGUAAAUAUUUCUCUUGUCGGAAAAUACACCAAGUUAGAAGACAGUUAUGCUAGUGUCACUAAAGCAUUACAACAUGCGUGCAUUGCCGCUGGUUGUAAGCUUAAUUUGACUUACAUUGAAGCAGUUAAUUUGGAGAAACAGAGUAAAGUUACAGACCCAGUAGGUUACCAUAAAGCUUGGCAGGAUCUUUGUAAGAGUGAUGGUGUCAUAGUGCCUGGUGGUUUUGGACAAAGGGGUAUGGAAGGAAAAAUAGAAGCCUGCAAUUGGUGUCGGGAAACACAAAAGCCAAUGCUUGGUAUUUGUUUAGGAUUACAAGCAGCUGUUAUAGAAUUUGCUAGAAAUGUAUUAGGUUUGACUGGAGCAAACAGUACUGAAGUUGACCCAAAUUGUGAGGAUAAACUGGUCAUUGAUAUGCCUGAACACCAUCCUGGAAAUCUUGGCGGUACAAUGAGGUUGGGUAAAAGGAAAACUUACCUUCAACCUAGUGUAGUAGCAUCAUUAUACAAAAAGGAAAUGAUAGAAGAACGUCAUAGGCACCGUUAUGAAGUUAACCCAGAAUAUAUUGAAAGACUUGAAGCAGCUGGCUUAAGAUUUAUUGGAAAAGACGAAACAAAUACUCGUAUGGAGGUGGCAAUUGUGGAAAGCCAUCCCUACUAUGUAACUGUACAAUUUCACCCUGAGUACCUUUCCAGGCCCCUGUCACCUAGUCCACCAUUCUUAGGGCUUAUAUUGGCUGCUACUGGAAAAUUGAAGCAAUAUUUGUCAAAGGGAUGCAGAUUCAGCCCUAGAAGCCAAUCUGAUGUGAGCUCAGAUGAAGGAGAUCUUGAUGAAGAUGUGUCACUAGCUUCCCUUAAUAUCACUAGUAAAAAUGGUGAUGUUGCUCCUGAAACAAAUGGAAUACAUUAAAUUUGUCUUUUUAGCCUAUAAGUGAAUUACGUAUAUUUUAAGAGUAAAAAUUUAUUUGUUAAAUUUUGUUUUUAUCUGUUUUAUAAUUAUUUUUAUUUUAUUGUAUGUAUUAUUUGCAACUCUUAACAAUUUCUUAAUUAAGUAAAACAGUUUUUUUUAAUCUAUAAACUAUAACUAGUGUAACUGUUAUUUUAUGUGAUAAAAAAGGUACUAACGGCCUUAUUCAUAAAAAUAGAAGGAUACCUACCUAUAGAAGGAUUCAACCACAUUUUAAUUCCAGUAAAGCUUAUAUAUUCGCUAUAGUUUAUUAUGUAUCAAAUUGUUUAAAUAAUUAUUUUUUACAUUCACACUAUAGCAAGCCUUUAAAUAUUCUAAAACUUUUUAUGAAUAAGACUGUAUUUGUUUAUAUACUUACCUAUGUAGUAUGUAUAUUGUAUAAAAUGUAUGUGAACAAAAGUUGGGUUAGUUAUUUUUUUAUAAUCUUUUAUUAGUAGGAUUUUCUCCAAUACACAAAAUAGCUACCUACCUAUUCUACGAAUCAGUACAAUAUUUAAAAAUAAUCGUAAGGUGUGAAGCUUGCCUAGUGAGAAAAUUAUAAAAAUACUUUAUAAAGUUUUAUUCAUUGCCUAAAAAGUAAGAGAUUGUAAUUUUUUUCAAUUUACUUUAAGCCUAUUGUCAUUAUCCGUGAAAUGUGAUAAUAUAUAUAUAUUUAUUCUUUAUACACUCAAAAUUUUGGAUUUCACAGUACAAUUAAAACAUACUUAUAUAAAAAUUAUAUAAACUCAAGUCAGCUUAAUCGCCUUUUGUCUAUUUAAUGGUUCGAAGAAAUUAAAUAAAAUUUAAAUAUUAGAUAAUAAUAUAAUUUUACUUAUUCACUAGAAUUCAUAUAACUAAUUGAAUCUCUGUUGUAAUAAGCAUAAUAAGCAAUUUGUUUAUUCCCUUCACAAAAAUUCAUAUUACUAAACAACCAUACUUUUACUUACUCUUAUGUAUAUUUUUUUAUGUAUGUAACUACAUACCUACUGUAUCAUUAACCAUAUGAAUUUGUUUUAUGUAUAAUAAUUAUUAUGGUUGGUUGUUAAUACUGUCUUUGUGAUUGUAUGGCUAUUUUGAAUAAAAAAAAUAUUUUAUGUCUGUUGUAAAUUGUAAUAAAAAAACUUUUAACAGUAAGAUAUAUAAUAUAUUGAUAUUAUAUAAAAUAUAGUAUUUCAUGUACCUAUUUGCCAGUAAUUAUAGUAAACGCCAUUGCAUACUAUGUAACCAUUCCAGUUUAUUGUAUGUCAAAUUAAUUUUAAAUAAAAAAAAAGAUUAAACGUUUU
Colias croceus (clouded yellow) is the source of this 3285-nucleotide messenger RNA. It is a transcript of the gene Ctps, whose product is annotated as CTP synthase. Gene Ontology annotation, cellular component: cytoophidium; cytoplasm. Gene Ontology annotation, biological process: pyrimidine nucleobase biosynthetic process; CTP biosynthetic process. The coding region runs from base 155 to 1966 and encodes 603 amino acids. Gene Ontology annotation, molecular function: CTP synthase activity; identical protein binding. Lineage: Eukaryota; Metazoa; Arthropoda; Insecta; Lepidoptera; Pieridae. The transcript has 10 exons. The record is from RefSeq and is a predicted model, not a curated record.